CCAAUUUUGUAUCGAUUACAGCAUGGAGUUUGUAGCUGUACCCCUUUAAGGUACACGCACAUCGAUUUGUACGGCCAUCUACCUCAGUCUCAUUGCAUCCCGUAUAGCGGCAAUCCCGUCUUAGCUAUGUCCUAUUGCUAUCUGAUCCAAGGAAAAUGUCUGACACUGCGAAAUGAUCUUCCCUACGAAAUGCAAUACGUUUGCGAACUCGACUGUAAGCCCGUCUGUAUAUCGCCCUGCCCGCCCUGCAAAGUUUCCUGUGAUUCCCAUGGAACGCCUUGUCCGCCGAUCACCAGAUGCCCCACUUAUUCAAAUACGAAGUCCUGUGAGCGUCAAGCGCAAUCCUAUCCACCUGCCCAAUCUGCGUCGUUGUGUCAACCCUGUCCAUCUAAUACAGAAACGAUGUACCAGGGAGCAAUGUGUCAACCAAAUGUCCAAAGAAACGAAUUGAACCCGCGCGCCUGACAAUAUGUCAAGUUACGAGAUAUUCAUGUGAUAUGAAGAUUUAUGAGGACCAUUUGUGUAUGGCGAGUCGUUAAUCUCGCUAUCGAUCGAAGUCGAUUUUUACUAACGUUUUAUUUGAUUUACUUUAUAGCACUAUGUUAUUUGAUAUAAUGUAUACAUUUGUGAGAAUAAAAAAUAUAU
This is a messenger RNA of Temnothorax curvispinosus, 645 nucleotides long. RefSeq lists its product as uncharacterized. Lineage: Eukaryota; Metazoa; Arthropoda; Insecta; Hymenoptera; Formicidae. The record is from RefSeq and is a predicted model, not a curated record. The transcript has a single exon. The annotation marks the transcript as partial.